GGCAGAAACUCUUUUAAUUUGAUACAGCAAAUGGCAUCAAAAACCGAAGAAGAGAUUUCUUUAGAUGAUCUGUUUGACCUCACCAUGAAAAAGAAGUGGAACAAAGUUGAGACGGCUUACAAGCAAUAUCCCUCCACUUGCAGAGCCAAGCUCACGAAAUCAGAAGAGACGGCUUUACAUCUAGCCAUCUCUAGUUACCACUCUAAAUUACAGAAAUCUGAUUUUGAAAAACAGAUUGAGGAAAUGAUCAAAUCCAUACCUGAAAAAGACGCAUUCGAGAUAUUAUCAAUGAAGAAUGAUCAAGGAGACACUCCUCUCCAUCUCGCAGCAGCAGUUGGAUGGCUAAGUAUCUGCGAGUGCAUAGCUUUAAGGGAUCGUGAACUCAUUAGCACUCGCAAUUUAAAGGAGGAGACCCAAUUGUUUGUAGCGGCUUAUCAUGGAAAGUUGGAUUGUUUUCUUACCCUUCAUCAUCUCUACAGCAAAAAGUCAUUUCAAGAAACAGAUCAGCAAAAGCAAGGACAAGAAACACAUGAAACACUUUGUAGAAGGGAAGAUGGUAAUACAAUUUUACACACUGCUAUUUCCGGAGAACAUUUCAGAUUGGCUUACCAGAUAAUCAGCCACUACCCAAAGCUGAUCAACUCUGUUAAUGUGGAGGGUGAAUCUCCUCUCCAUGUUCUUGCCAGAAAGCCUAAUGUGUUCAGAAGCAUCACUCAUUUUCGAUUCCCUGACUCUAUUAUCUACCGCU
Molecule: messenger RNA, 748 nt
Organism: Olea europaea var. sylvestris
Lineage: Eukaryota; Viridiplantae; Streptophyta; Magnoliopsida; Lamiales; Oleaceae
Exons: 2
Molecular function (GO): protein binding
Source: RefSeq, a predicted model, not a curated record